This is a messenger RNA of Oryza brachyantha (malo sina), 1200 nucleotides long. RefSeq names its product fasciclin-like arabinogalactan protein 12. The transcript has a single exon. NCBI's taxonomy places the organism in Eukaryota, Viridiplantae, Streptophyta, Magnoliopsida, Poales, Poaceae. The record is from RefSeq and is a predicted model, not a curated record. The coding region runs from base 89 to 916 and encodes 275 amino acids.
UGCUCGCUCCCGGCUCUCAGAUCGCCGCCUCCACCGCUCGUCCUCGCCACCGCGCCGCGCGCACCACUCGCCACCAGCAAAAGCGGCGAUGGCGUCGUCUUCGUCGGCCCGCCUCAUGCUCCUGGCCGCGCUGCUCGCCUCGGCGGCGGCGCUGGCGGCGGCGCAGAAGGCCACCGGCACCAAGCCGAAGGCCGCGACGCCGGCCGCGUCGGGCCCCUCGGCGGCCACCGCGGACGGGCCGGCGCCGACCAACGUGACGGCGGUGCUGGAGAAGUCCGGCAAGUACACCACCUUCCUCCGGCUCCUCCACGAGAGCCGCGUCGACACGCAGAUCAACAGCCAGCUGAUGGAUAGCUACAACGGGCUGACCAUGUUCGCGCCCACCGACGCCGCCUUCGCCGCGCUCAAGCCCGGCACGCUCAACUCGCUGUCGUCGCAGGACCAGAUCCAGCUAAUGCUCUACUGCGUCCUCCCGAGGUUCUACAGCCUCUCCAUGCUCACCACCCUGAGCGGCCCCGUCAACACCCAGGCCUCCGGCGCCGACGGCCCCUACAAGUACAAGAUCAAGCCGUCGAACAACAACGUCAACAUCUCCACCGGCGUCAACUGGGCGCUCCUCUCCACCGUCGUCAGCAAGGACUUCCCCCUCGCCGUCUAUUCCGUCGACAAGGUGCCGCUCCCGUACGAGCUGUUCGGCCCCAAGCCCCCCACCCCGGCCCCGGCUCCGGCGCCGGCGCCGUCCAAGUCCAAGACCAAGAAGCACAAGAAGUCCACCGGCAUCGCCGAGCCGCCGGCAGCCGAUGACACCACCGCCGCCGACACCGCCAAGAAGGCCGCCGCCGCCGCCACGGGCGUCUCCAGGUGGGUCGCCGCCGCCGGUGUCUUGGGCGGCGCCAUUUUCGCCGGCCUCUUCUGAGGAGACCUCGACGACGACGACGUCCGAUGCAUUGCCCAUGCGUGCAUGCACGCACGCACGGUUUGAGCUGGAGUGGUGUACCGAAACCAAAAAAGAAGAAAAAGAAAACCACGAAACGAAACCCAAUUGAUUGUACCGAUAUUGUGAUGCUCUGUAUGUCCAUCGGCUUUAUUCUUUCUUUCUUAUUUUUUUGGGGUUAAUUUCUUGUUGAUUUGUAUUUGUAAUUUAAUGUGAUAUACUUACUAGAGUGUACUUCUUCCCAUCGGGUUCUACUGCAUGGAUCA